Aureobasidium namibiae CBS 147.97 is the source of this 1710-nucleotide messenger RNA. Its product is annotated as Pex24p-domain-containing protein. Bases 1 to 1710 code for a protein of 569 amino acids. The transcript has a single exon. Gene Ontology annotation, cellular component: peroxisomal membrane. The record is from RefSeq and is a predicted model, not a curated record. Lineage: Eukaryota; Fungi; Ascomycota; Dothideomycetes; Dothideales; Saccotheciaceae. Gene Ontology annotation, biological process: peroxisome organization.
AUGUCGGAUACAUCGUCCACGUCCGCGAAUGCUGGCCACUCAGCGCCUGAGAGGAGAGAAUCCAACACGACAAAGCCUCCGACGGUAGCCGCCUUUUCACCCACCUCGCACUCGUUUCCUUCAACUCGACAACGCUCGACUAUUCUCGUCCACCAAAAGUCGCCUCUACUGCUCGCAACGCCUCCGCAAGUCACCCGGGCUUUGGCAUAUUCACACCCAUUCAUUGUCCCUCUCAACAAGCUCGUUGGCCUGCUGUCAUGGACGACUGGAGAUGCCUGGGAGAGCUUCCUAUUCGUGGCUGCCUUCUGGUUCACCGUCCUAUAUGGCGGCUAUAUACUGCGGUAUAUGGGCCCGCUGAUAUUGGUUACCUUCCUCAUAGUGGGCAUGUAUCUUCGAAGGUACUCUCCGCUGUCGUCAACAGGCUGGACUGGUGAGAAAAAGAAGGGACACAAGAGAGAUCACUCGGAUGGCAUCAAACAUCGAAAGUCUCUAGAUGAAAUCUUGUCGACUCUGCAGACUUUCACGACGAGAUGCAACAUCCUGCUUGAUCCAUUACUUCGCUUGACCGACUUCCUGUCGACUCAGCAGACAGCAACAUCGGCCACCACGCAACCUGCGCUCACAACCCUGUUCAUCCGUAUCAUGCUCACGUGCCCUGUAUGGUGGGCAUUGACUCUACCUCCUCUCCGUAUCAUCACCACAAAAAGAAUCGUUCUACUCGGCGGCACUAUCUUCUUGUCCUGGCACUCACGUCCAGCACGUAUUAGUCGCACCAUUCUCUGGCGCUCAAAGACUGUCCGCGAGAUUUGCACCAUAAUCACCGGUCUUGAUCUCGGCGUUCCCUCAGCCUCGGCACCACCGCUGCCUCCACGACCCGGAACAAAAGGCGCUGUCAACGUGAACGCGAAGCCAAAUACCGACUCGGGCGAAAGCAUCCGGUUCACCUUCACACUGUACGAGAAUCAGCGAAGGUGGCUAGGUAUAGGCUGGACAGCGAGCAUGCUGGCCUACGAACGUAAUUCCUGGACUGACGAACACCUAAACCCAACAUUCGAUCCCACGCACUUCGAGCUACCUGAGGUAGAAGGUGGCAUGGCAAAAUGGCAGUGGGUAGAAGACAGCGAAUGGCACGUCGAACUGCCCUCGUCCAAGAAGAACAAAUCCAAAGACGCUGCCAUCGAUGACGAUGACGCCUGGAUAUACUACGACAACAAAUGGCGAGACGGCAGAAGAGGACAAGAUGGCUGGGGCCGCUACACUCGCCGCAGAAAGUGGCUACGCGAUGCCGAACUCGUAGACGUGAUCCCUGAAGAAGAGAAAUCCACACUGGCACCACCGCCAAUCGCCACAGAGAAAGCAAAACCACCACCCACACCCCCACGUCCUACACACUCUCGCAACCACAGCAAUCUCACCCAGGCGCUUAAGAAUGCGCCACAACAUACUCACACACCAUCCAUGACCACCGCCUCAACCAUCACCACAAGCAGUGAUAUGGGUAGUCCAUCCAGCAGCUACAAGCGCAAAUCGUGGUUACCGGGUUCUGCGGGCAGUAGGAACAGAGCCAAUAGCGGUGCCUCUGGGAGUACCGAAGGCAGAAUGAGCAGAGGUGCUUCGAGGGCUGAUGAUGUCGUGCCUCCCGUCACGAGAUUGAAGAACGAUGAGGCGGAUUGGGGAUUAGGUGAUGAUGUUAGUAUGGGUUUGGGAUGA